Messenger RNA from Postia placenta MAD-698-R-SB12, 615 nucleotides. RefSeq lists its product as hypothetical. The coding region runs from base 1 to 615 and encodes 204 amino acids. The record is from RefSeq and is a predicted model, not a curated record. NCBI's taxonomy places the organism in Eukaryota, Fungi, Basidiomycota, Agaricomycetes, Polyporales, Adustoporiaceae. The transcript has 2 exons.
AUGUCUGCCUCUACCUCCUCGACCUUCGUCAUCCCUGCCAUCUUCGGCUCCCUGAGCCAAUCUCGUCCCGAGUACGACCUCGAAGCGCAAGUCAUUGUCGGCACACAUGAGCAGCAGUCAUUGCCCACACCUCCAUCGGCUCUCACCAACGCACCGCGCUCCCAAUACUCUCCAGUUGACGAGGGAACGAACCCCAUCGACGACUUCUUCGGUGUCGUGCGCCCUUCACGCACUCCCCGCGGCACACAAGACAGCCGCCACGACGCGAUGUCGCUGCCUGUGCACCACGAUGACGCACCGCCGCCGUACUCGUCGACGGGAGAGCCACCGGCCUACUCGCGCUUUGCGGAGCACCCUACGCUUGCGAUGUAUCUCUUCAGAUUUGGUUUCCUGUUCCCUCUCUUCUGGCUCGCCGGGGCUCUCAUUCUCAUCUCGCCACUGCGCGCCCCGGAAGAUUGGGAAGUGUCAAAGACGGAGGCAGAGCGGGAGGAGCUGAUCGAGAGCAUGAGGCGCACGGAGAUGAAGUGGGCGAAGCGUUGCCUCGUCGCGUUCUCCCUGUUUUCGCUGGUGAUCCUGGUGGCCGUCCUCGCUGCAGUGUUCAUCAUGAAGCCAUGA